Molecule: messenger RNA, 2424 nt
Organism: Vitrella brassicaformis
Lineage: Eukaryota; Vitrellaceae
Source: the annotation of a GenBank genome assembly
UUCAUCUUCUGCCCCGAGGAUCUACUGGAUGGCAGAUAUCUGCCGCACAAAGCGCGUGUAGGCGAAUGAAGGCAGGAUAGUCCUCCAGGGCCACGUUGAAAUGGCUGAUGAAGGCAGUGAUGAUGACCACACCAACGGAGAGCGGCUGAUAGAGAACACACCGAUCUCCAUCGGCAGGAGAGUCCGCAGCCACCCCCUGUUCCGAUCCCACAACUGGCGCAGCAUGCUUCUGACACCGUGGAGAAGGCGAAAGGACCUCGCGAGAAGCGAGGCUCCCUCACCAGACAUCUCACGGCAGCCCUCGUCAGGAUCCGGCUCGUGGACAGCUCUGUCCGAAUCGGUGCCGCACGCGGCGAGCCAGAGCACCGUGGCGAGUAGGAUGGCGGCUGGCCGUGGGCGUGGUCGGAGGGAAGGGGACAGACACAUGCAUGUGUGUGCGCGGCCGGGAAACGUGCUGGAGGCUGCCAAGCGGGGGGAGGCCGAGUGGGUGGCGGCGCUGAUUGAGGCGGGAGCCGACACCAACCAGCUGGACAAUGUAUGUAGACAAACACGUAACCACGAUACACACACACACACACACGCGUGCAUACACGCACACACAGAGAGAGAGAGAGACCGUGGACGGCUGUGCCUGCUUGUCUUGUAUGUGUAUGCGUGUGUGUGUGUGUGAUCGAUCCCGUAGAGCGGGUGGACGCCGCUGAUGUGGGCGUGCGUCCGGCGGCACAUCAAUGUGGGGUUCCUACUCAUCCGAGCGGGGGCCCACCUCGCCCACAGGGCAGACGUACGUACGCCACGCCCACACACAUACACAUACACAGACAGACAGAUAGACAGAUAGAUGUCCACGCACAGCCAGACAAGUUCGCUGCAUGCCUGCCUGCCUGCCUGCCUGCCUGGCUGCCUGGCUGGCUGGCUGGCCUUGUUGUGGCUUUGUUGUGGGUGGCUUUGUAGUCUGGUUGGACGGCCCUCCACACAGCUGCUUACGUACGUGGCAAAGAUACACACACACACACACACACACACAGUCGACACACGCCACACAACGUUCACGCUCAGAGCACAGGCGGUGUGCGUCAGUCACUGUAUACGUGGCUGCGCCGUGCAGAGUGGAUCGCUGGAGCUGAUACGGCUGCUCGUCACGUCAGGGGCGUCUGUGCAUGCUACCGAGAAGGUCCGAAGGAAUGCAAUCGAUGGAUGGAUGGAUGGCCUUGCACUCACACCACUGGUCUGGUCUGGUCUGGUGUAUGAUAUGAUUUCCUCUGUCAGCGUCGGCGCACCCCACUGCACUUGGCGGCUUCCUCUGGCCAGGGCAAUGCCGUCCGCCAGCUCGUCAGAUUCGGCGCGAGACCACACGCCCGAGAUGAUGUAGGCACACACACACGUGAGAUGCGCAGCUGGAUGGAUGGAUGGAUUGACGCGGCUUUGUUGCAUUCGACGUGUCUGUGUGUCAAUCAGAACGGGUGGACGCCUCUGCACCUGGCUGUGCACCGGCAGCGAGUCGACGCGGCCACAGCGCUGCUGGACAGCGGAGCCGAUGCAAAUGCCGUCACAAAUGUGGGCGAGCGCAUCCGUCACGCAUUCGCAUGGAACGCGCGACAUGCUGCUCCUGUCUCUCUCUGUGUGUGUGUGUGCAGCACCAGCUCACGGCUCUCCACACUGCCGCCAGCCUUGAGAAUGACGAGCUCGUCGACCUGCUGCUGGCACAUGGGGCCAGGAUUGACGUCAACAACGCGGUGGGCGAGUGAGAUGCCUGCAUGUCGGUCGGCACAUCUGUGUGUGUGUCGGUGGAUGUCUGCCUGCCUGUCUGUGUCAACUCACAGGAUCUGAAGACGCCCGUCGACACCGCCGGCAAUCUCACGCUGAGACGGCGGCUGAUCGUGAGCACACAGUCAACAAACAGCAUUCAUUUCCACACAUCAAUCCACACACAGCGAUCUGUGCAAUCAAUGGCCCCCUAUGUGUGUGUGUGUGUCAGACGGCAGGUCGGUACCAGCGCCGCGAGGUGCUGUUUUGGGUCAUGGCCAAGGGCGACCCAUCACACCCCUUGGUCGCCUUCAUGGCCGACAACGCACAGUGGCUUAGGCAGCGAGUGGCCGCCUUCUUGUAACAUAUGAACGUGUGUGAGUGUGUGGGAUGAGGAGGUCUUUGUCGGUGAAUGAAUGAGCCGCUGAAUGAAUGAAUGGAUGGAGAGCUCCAUCGGGCAAUGCAAUCAAGGGUCCUUGUUUUGUUUUCCGAUGACUGACACAUGUCAGUCAGUCAUUGCCUGGUUGGUUGUGGUUUGGUUGUGUUGUGCCUGCCUGCCUGCCUGCCUGGCCGACUGUUUGUUUGGCAACACGCCAUGGAGGAAUGAACGGACGAAUGUAUGUCGUAUGCGUUUGUUUGCCUAUGUAUGGCCGCGUGACAAACAGUUGACGCUUGUGGAUG